AUGGACUUAACUCAAAACCCUUUCAAGAAGCGUGAUUGGAUUCUUGAAGACUUCAAAGUGAAUCCUGCAAUGAACGAUAACGUUCCUUAUGCCUAUCACGUUGUAGUGCGAGGCGCAAAACGACGCUGUAUUCACGGCACAACCUGUCAAGAUUGUGAUAACUUUUACAGAUCUAUGGGUGAUAUUAAAACCGCAAAUGUUGGCCCUAAAUGGAAUGAUAAUAAUGAUGCUUUGCCUUUUGAAGUCGUGAAGAUGGUCUCACGACACAGGGAUCUUUGGGACAAAGUUGAUAGUCCGCCUGGGUUUGGCCAAUUUGAUUUCCCAUCUACCCAGGAACGGAUUAAGAACAAGGAAGAGGCAAGAGUUAUGAAAAAACGUAUGGCAUACGAGAGACUAUACUCUGCGUUGCACGACAAAAGAUGGUUGUUCAAGAAUGAAGAACUGAAUAAAUGCGUUAAUGACGCCCGUUAUACCCUAGAUCAAGGUGUCUUUUUGAAGUAUCUCGCUCAUGAAGAGAAAGAGUAA
This is a messenger RNA of Williopsis jadinii, 525 nucleotides long. RefSeq names its product ssDNA endodeoxyribonuclease SAE2 (gene SAE2). Gene Ontology annotation, biological process: DNA repair. The record is from RefSeq and is a predicted model, not a curated record. Bases 1 to 525 code for a protein of 174 amino acids. The transcript has a single exon. NCBI's taxonomy places the organism in Eukaryota, Fungi, Ascomycota, Saccharomycetes, Phaffomycetales, Wickerhamomycetaceae.